AUACACAGUGUCCUUUUUAUUAUUUGUGCCGGAUGAAAAUAUAGGUUUUUAAUACACCAUGAUGUCUUCUUUUUUCCGCCUCUAACAGUUCACAUAGCGGCGCGAGUUUCGUACUCACUUGAAGAUGGCUACUUUUAAAGGAGCUGCUAGGGAGGCUCAAAGAGCUGCUCUGUUGAUGAAACAGCGUGAAAAGGAACGACAAGAACUGGAACUUCAGAAAAGAAAACUCGAGGCAGAGAUGCGUGUUGGUGAAAUGUCUACUAAGUUUGCUGUACAUUAUGAUGCCAUUGAAUAUCAAUUGAAGAAUAACACAAUUGGCUUGGUGACUUUAGAUGAAAUGAAAGCGCGACAAAAGGCUUAUCUGACACAAAGAGAGAAGGAAUUAGCUCUAGGAAACUCGAAAGGACUCUCACAUAAGUCAGAAAAUUCCACACUGGAAAAAAAGAAUAAACUUCAGCCUUCUUUGUUGUCUUUCGCUGAGGAAGAAGAUGUUGAGGACGAACUUAAGCCAUCUAUCUCCGCUGUGCAGAAUUCCGAGUCACCCGAGAAAACUGAACAAAAUCUCCAGUCAGAAGUUCUAACUGACGGCGAAAGUGCCGUUAAGUCUGAUAGUGAGUCUUGUACUAAACGAAGACGCUUGGGGAAAAAUCCAACCGUUGACACCAGUUUUCUACCGGAUAUUGACAGAGAUGAAGAAGAAAAACGCCUAAGAGAAGAACUUCGAAGGGAAUGGGUGGCAAAGCAAGCUGCGAUCAAAGAAGAGGAAAUAGUUAUCACGUACAGCUACUGGGAUGGAUCUGGACACCGCAAACAAGUUCGGAUGAAAAAGGGGCACUCCAUUCAUUUAUUUUUACAUCGUUGCGUAGAGCAACUCCGUAAAGACUUCUCUGAAUUAAAGUCUGCCAGUGCAGAUCAAAUGAUGUAUAUCAAAGAAGAUUUGAUUAUUCCUCAUCAUUAUACAUUUUAUGAUUUUAUUGUAACUAAGGCUCGUGGUAAAUCUGGACCAUUAUUCUGCUUUGAUGUUCACGACGAUGUUCGUAUCCGGAUGGAUGCAAAUGUAGAAAAAGAAGAAUCACAUGCUGGAAAAGUCUGUUUACGUAGCUGGUAUGAACGUAAUAAACACAUUUUCCCCGCUAGUCGAUGGGAACCGUAUGAUCCUGCAAAGAAUUGGGAUCAUUACACUGUAUCAGAUAAAAUGUCUGCAAAGAUUACUGUUAAAUGAAUUAUUUACUUUCUUUUCCUUUCAAACUUUCGACUAAGUGUACAAUAAUUUGGCUUAUUAUUUACAUUUCUUAUUUGUUGUAUAUAAUCAAAAUAACAUAAAAUCAAUAAUUUGCAAAAUAU
Molecule: messenger RNA, 1344 nt
Organism: Schistosoma bovis
Lineage: Eukaryota; Metazoa; Platyhelminthes; Trematoda; Strigeidida; Schistosomatidae
Source: the annotation of a GenBank genome assembly